GCCAGACGGCACAGGUGUAACAGGUAGCAGGUAACAGGAACAUAAGGAGCUGCAGCGUGGAUCUGCAAGUCAGAGCGAAUCACAGCGUCAGUCAGGCACCAGCAGCAGAGGCACACUUCUCACAGAGCGGAUUAUUUGCUCUCUUGUUCUUGUUUUGAGGAGAAAGCAGAUGCGAUGUGGGAGUCCUGUGAACUGAGCAGCAUCCUUACCAGCGCAAACUGGACCAUGUACCAGAGCAGCGCACCUGAACCUCCGGCCGCGGGGUCCUACACCGAGCAGCUGCCGCCAUUGGCCGGUUCGCACGUCAGUUCUGUUCACAGUGCGCCCGAGUCAGAUAAAUGGUACCACAAGCCCCCCCAGGAGUGGACCAAAGGCCACAUCCUGGAGUGGAUCAGCCACCACGUGGAGGAGAGCCAGUUUGACGCCAGCCUGCUGGACCUGGCCCGCUGCUCCAUGGACGGGCCCGCCCUGUGCCGGCUGUCCCGCGACGCCCUCCUGUCCACGUUCGGCUCGCUGGGGGAGCGGCUGUUCCAGAGCCUCCUGGAGCUCAAAGCCCAAUACGGCGAAGGCGAUCUGAAGAUGACCUGCGACUUCUUUAACAGCCUAUUCGAGGGGUACCCCGAAAUCCUGAACGUGAGCGGCGGGGAAAGCAGCUAUGACCUCCUGAUGUCAGACGAGAGGUCCGACCUCUGCAGCUUCGCUCAAAAUGGCUGCGAGGCGUUCGGGGACAGGACGCCGUCCAGCGACAACGGCUACGAAUCCGGACGCACGUCCCCCGGCAGCCUGGACAACUCCGUCACAGGGGCGCUGGGCUUCCGGAACCUCGACUCUCCGUCCUCCGCGGGGAGCGACUCGGAGCCCGACCGGAGCGAGGAGCCGUCCCCUCGCCGCGCAGAGCUGAAGCGUCGCAGGGGGAGGCCCAAGAAACACAGCCCGGGACCCGAGCCCUUCCGGCCCAAGAAGAGCAAAUAUGUAGCGCGGGGGACGCACCUGUGGGAGUUCAUCCGGGACAUCCUGGUCCACCCCGAGAAGAACAACGGCCUCAUGAAGUGGGAGGACCGCAGGGAGGGGGUCUUCAAGUUCCUCAAGUCGGAGGCCGUGGCCCAACUCUGGGGCCAGAGGAAGAAGAACACCAGCAUGAACUACGAGAAGCUCAGCCGGGCCAUGAGGUACUACUAUAAGAGACAGAUCCUGGAGCGGGUGGAUGGCCGGAGGCUGGUGUACAAGUUUGGGAAACAGUCCAAUGGCUGGAGAGAGGCAGAAGUGGGGCUGAGUGUCUAAGGAGAUGAAGAUUAACCCUUGGGAGCCCAGACGGACACGUUGCCCAGGGAAACAGAGGGGAGUGACCCUGCUGCAGAACACAAAUGCUGCAAACAUCUUCUCACGUCGGGGGUGGGGGGGAGAGGUGUAGCACAAGACCGUAAGCCAAUAUUUUGGCUAAUGUAGGUUGUAUGAACCAAAAUGUUUUAAUUUUAAGUAUAUGUUCCUACUGUGUGUAUGUGUUUAACGCUGGUCUGUUUAACAUUCUCAGAGUCACUGCAGAGUACUUGACAGACCGUAUAAAUUAGUAGGAGACCUGUGCUUUCAUCAAAGCACAAUUCUACAGCAUAGCCCCAAGUGACUAACUUGGAACAGAAGACUUCAGUUGUCUUAUUUUAAUUAAAAAAUAGGACUCAACUGUCAAUAAAUUGCUUUUGUUCAGAAAUAAGUAAGUACUAUAUACUAUAUAAAUAUCCACAAGUGUACAUGUAUGUAUAUAUCAAUGUAUUUUCAGCUGACAUGGCUGUAAUAUGAUUUGCUGAUUGAUUAUAUUUUGUAUGAGCUCAUUUGCGAUUUUUACUUUUGCAUCUUUGUUUUUCAUGGUUGUUUCUCAUCUCCAAGAGACUCCUUUAAUAAAGACAAUUUCAUACCAAA
Anguilla anguilla (European eel) is the source of this 1914-nucleotide messenger RNA. RefSeq names its product ETS-related transcription factor Elf-3-like. NCBI's taxonomy places the organism in Eukaryota, Metazoa, Chordata, Actinopteri, Anguilliformes, Anguillidae. Gene Ontology annotation, molecular function: DNA-binding transcription factor activity, RNA polymerase II-specific; sequence-specific DNA binding. Gene Ontology annotation, biological process: regulation of transcription by RNA polymerase II; cell differentiation. Gene Ontology annotation, cellular component: nucleus. The coding region runs from base 175 to 1281 and encodes 368 amino acids. The transcript has 9 exons. The record is from RefSeq and is a predicted model, not a curated record.